AUUCCACGAGCUUGAAUGAAAACCAUGAUAAAACGGUACGAAAUUCCCAAUUGAUGUCUCAAUAAGUCGCUUGAAUCAUACUUCCCAGAUUAAUCCAGAGUUGAGUUCAGUCCAAUUCGUUUCGCCUCUGAGUCACCGGCUCUCUCUCGCCGUCGCUGCCACCGCCGGGGAGCGUUCGGAGCUUCUUCUCUCCCUCAGUUUCUCCCCAACCCAUUGCUUACAACAACAGACCCACCUUUGUUCCCACUACAAACCCUGAAAAAUGUCCGGCGGGUUUUUCCGGGGUACGACUGCGGACCAAGACACUCGUUUUUCAAACAAGCAAGCAAAGCUGCUGAAGUCACAGAAGUUCCCUGCUGAACUAGACCAACUGGUUGAUACGACAAAGGUGAAGAUGGACAUUAUCAAGCCGUGGAUUGCUACGAGGGCGACGGAGCUUCUUGGGUUUGAAGAUGAAGUUCUUAUUAACUUCAUAUAUGGCCUUUUGGAUAGCAAGGAAGUAAAUGGGAAGGAAGUUCAAAUACAACUCACUGGGUUCAUGGAAAAGAAUACUGUGAAGUUCAUGAAAGAGCUUUGGACACUACUUCUAAGUGCCCAGACGAAUGCCAGUGGUGUACCUCAACAAUUUUUGGAUGCCAAGGAAGUAGAAAUUAGGAAGAAGAAGGCAGAGACAGAUUUUCUUGCAAAUGAAAUUCAGAAAAAGAGAGAGAAGGAAAAUAAAGAAAUGGAGGAGCAGAGAUCAAAGAAUAUGGACGAUGGGGCUGAAAAGGUGGCCGAUUUUGUAUUGGAGUCUAUGUCAAUGAAUCGUUCAACGGCUAUGAGAAAUCAUUCAGAGGACGAGGAAGAGGCUGAAAAGAGUAAUGGUGUUAGGGGAAGAAGCAGUGAUGGACACAAGUCAAGGAGUAUAUCUCGAUCACCUCAACAGCUACGAGACUCCUUUUCACAAGGAAGAUUAUCUAUUAGCCCAUGUCGUAGGGACCAUCGUGGUUCAUCCUCUCCUCGACAUAGAUCAUCUGAUUCAAGAAGGUCUAGAUCUACUUCACAUCGUAAAUCUCUUUCUCCAGUAGUGCAUCAGUUGCAGUCUCCUUCUCAACAUAGUUCACCAUCUCCUCGUUGUAAAUCACCAUAUCAACUAUCUUCGUCUGGGCAAAGUCGAUCAUCGUCACCUGCACAACGAAGGUCACCAUCACUUGAUAAGCAUAGUAGAUCACCAUCACCCACUGAGCAUCACAGGUCACUAUCACCAAUUAGACACAAUCGUUUGCCUUCACCUGCUCAACAUCGUAGAUCACCAUCUCCUGAAUGGCGUCGUAGAUCACCAUCUCCUGAAUGGCGUCGUAGAUCACCAUCUCCUAAAUGGAGUCGUAGAUCACCAUCUCCUAAAUGGCGUCGUAGAUCACCAUCACCAAAAUGGAGUCAUAGAUCACCAUCUCCUGAAUGGCGUCGUAGAUCACCAUCUCCUGAAUGGCGUCGUAGAUCACCAUCUCCUGAAUGGCGUCGUAGAUCACCAUCACCAAAAUGGAGUCGUUGGUCACCAUCACCAAGACGACGUCGUAGGUCUCCAUCACCAAGACGACGUCGUAGGUCUCCAUCACCAAGACGACGUCGUAGGUCUCCAUCACCAAGACGGCGUCACAGGUCUCCAUCACCUGUACGAUGCCGAAGGUCACCAACUCCUAUACGACGUCGAAGGUCACCAACUCCGGUACGACGUCGAAGGUCACCAACUCCGGUACGACGUCGAAGGUCACCAUCUCCAAUACGAAGUCAAAGGUCAACAUCGUCGCCGCGUCAUUACAGGUCACCAUCUCCACACCGUCGGAAAUCACCUUCCCUUGUACGUCGUCAUAGAUCGCCAUCUCCAGCACACUACUGGAGAUCGCCCUCACCUAUUAAACGCCACCCAUCUCGUUCUCCAAGGCAAUGCUCUAUGUUACCUUCAUCCUCACCAAUACAGAAAUUGGAUAGGCCAUCACCACAUGAUCAUCACAUAACACCCUCUCCUCUAGAACGUAGAUCUCCAUCAUCUCCAGCACGUCUCAAGAGAUCGAGCCUUUCUCAACAUAGAUCCAUUUCACCAUAUGGUCUGAGUUAUUCAUCAAAGGAGCGGGGAAACCGAUCGCCUGUCAAAGUAAAAUCUCCCAGGGUCAGAACCAGUGAUGAAAAGAGCUACUCACGCCGAGGUAAAGCCAAGGAAGCUGAGGCUCGGAUUGUCGAAAAUAAUAAUAACCGUGGCGAGGUCUCAGAUUCUGAUAUGGAGGAAGGCUAUAAGCGUAAAACCAGAAGUAAGGGUAGGAAAAGACACAGAAGAUCAGACAGGAGUGACACUUCUUCGGAGAGAAGACACAGAAGAUCAGACAGGCGCGACACUUCUUCGGAGUCGGAAGACAGCUAUGAUAGUGAAUUGGAGAGGAAGGAGGCCAGGAGAAGGAAGGAGGAGGAGAGGAGGUGGCGGAAGGAGAAGAAGCGACAAAGACGUGAAGAGCAUGGACGUAAAAAGGAAAAGCGGCGUGCUGAGAAGACGAACGCUAAGACUCUCAGUGAUGAUUGCUCGGACGAUGGUCGAGCUGUAAGGGAAGAGUGUCGUCCGAGUGAUGGUGCGUAUGAGGCCGAGCAGAGAAGGUUAGAGGUCGAGUUGAGGAAUAAGGCACUGGAAGCAUUCAUUGCAAGGAAAGGGAGAAGGCAUAAUAAACCUUCAGAAUAGUCUUUUCCUUCCACAUAAUAAGAGGUAUUGAUAAAUGAUGAUUUCUUUGAUGUUCAUUUGAAUGCAAACUCAACACAGAUCUUUCUCCUUGCCUUUCUUGAGCUUGUUUUGGAGUUUCUUUAGAAUGGCAGCCUUACCUUGGCUACGUAGAGAAAUCUUAUCGAAUCUUUAACUCAA
Cucurbita maxima (winter squash) is the source of this 2881-nucleotide messenger RNA. RefSeq names its product serine/arginine repetitive matrix protein 1-like. Lineage: Eukaryota; Viridiplantae; Streptophyta; Magnoliopsida; Cucurbitales; Cucurbitaceae. Gene Ontology annotation, biological process: mRNA processing; regulation of mRNA splicing, via spliceosome. The record is from RefSeq and is a predicted model, not a curated record. Gene Ontology annotation, cellular component: spliceosomal complex. Gene Ontology annotation, molecular function: RNA binding. The transcript is spliced from 8 exons. The coding region runs from base 263 to 2704 and encodes 813 amino acids.